This is a messenger RNA of Laetiporus sulphureus 93-53, 3412 nucleotides long. RefSeq lists its product as uncharacterized. The coding region runs from base 262 to 3342 and encodes 1026 amino acids. The transcript is spliced from 15 exons. Lineage: Eukaryota; Fungi; Basidiomycota; Agaricomycetes; Polyporales; Laetiporaceae. Gene Ontology annotation, cellular component: cytoplasm. The record is from RefSeq and is a predicted model, not a curated record. Gene Ontology annotation, molecular function: saccharopine dehydrogenase activity.
CGAGGGCAAACGCUUGCCUUACGGCUGACUUGAUGGACUCCGCCGCUAAGACAUUGGCGCCAGCCACAGCGCCGCGGCUGGCGACAUGUGACGGUACGCGUCGCGUCGUGCAUGUCACGCUCGGUCGCGCCGAGGCCCCAUCGCACAUCGCAUCACUGCAGUGUCCCCGCGACGUCUUGAUCCGCGCGCGUAAGUCGUGCAAACCCCGAACUGUCGGUCUUGGUGCCAGGCAGGCCAAGUUACGGCGCUCCAUUCACGACCAUGACGGUGCACACCUCAUCGCGUACGAUGUCUUUCCUCCGACGCUCCCCCUUUUGUCUCCUGCGUCGCUCCUCGACGCGACAGUACCACGUCACCGAGCCGACAGCCGCGAAGCUAACGAUUGGCAUCCGUAGAGAGGACCCGGCGCGAAUAUGGGAGCGGAGGUGUCCUCUGACGCCGCACGCUGUGCAUGAGCUCAUUGAGAGGGAUGGCGUGGACGUCCUGGUAGAGGACUGCGAUAGGAGAGUGUGGACAGGGAAGGAGUUUGCGAAAGCGGGCGCGAGCGUGGUUGAGAAUCUCGCACCUGCACACAUCAUACUGGGAAUCAAGGAGACGCCUCUGUCGGAAAUACUGAACGAUCCUGCACCUCCUCUCUCUGAUGCGGGGCGAUUAGUGCCACGUACGCAUCUUAUGUUCUCGCAUACCAUCAAGGGACAGCACUACAACAUGGAGCUGCUCUCCAAAUUUGUGAGUUCGUCACACACCCCAGGAGGGACUAUUACGGACAAGCCAGCGCUGUUGCCGCGUCUCAUGGACUAUGAACUGCUCACGGGCGAGGAUGGGAAGCGGACGGUCGGGUUCGGCUGGUUCGCAGGAGUCGCCGGAGCACUCGAGUCGAUGAACGCGCUAGCCCAUGCACAUCUGGAGCUGGGUGUGGCCAGUCCAUUCCUGUACACGCCGCGCCCACAUUCACACCCGAGUUUGGCUUCCAUUCGGGCUUUCUUGAAAGAGGAGGUCGGCGCGCGCAUCGCGUCCGAAGGCACGCCCAAGUGCUUGGGGCCGAUUGUCUUUGGCGUGACUGGUGCUGGGAAGGUUGCCGAGGGCGUGCUAGAGCUUCUCAGCGACUUGCCCCAUGUGAAAGUCUCUGUGAAGGACCUGCCGGCGCUGGUUAGCGACCCAAACACUGACUUGCGGAAGGUCUACGUGGUCCACGCACGCCCAUCAGAUUAUUUCGUCCGGAAGGAUGGUAAGCCGUACGAGCGUUCGGACUAUUAUGCGAACCCGCAAGAAUACGAGUCCGAAUUCCAUACGAAGAUCGCGCCGUACCUCUCUCUCCUCCUGCAUGGCGCAGGCUGGUCACCGGCCUACCCGCGCGUGAUGACGAACGCGCAGCUGGAGAUCGCACUCGAGCGCGCACAGCAAGUCGGCCGGGGGCGUUUCGCAUGCGUCGGGGACAUCAGCUGCGACAUCGAGGGUGGCCUGGAGUUCCUCCCACGCCACUCGACGCUCUCCGCGCCGUUCUUCACGACGGGCCCGCCGCACUUCCCGCCGGUGACGAUGAUGGCGGUGGACAUCCUGCCCACGGCGCUCCCGCUCGAGGCGUCGAAGCACUUCUCGAAGGUGCUGCUGCCGUACCUGCGCACGCUCAUUGGGGAGUACCGUGGUGAUGCGGGAGAGCGGGAGAGAGCGGAGGCACUGAGGCGGGCGACGGUGGCGAAGAGCGGGCGGCUCGUGGGGGAGUGUGCAUGGUUGGAUAAACCGCUAGAGAUUUGGCAUCAUAAGCGGGCUGCUGCUGCUUUGAGUGGAGAAGCCGCUGCUGUUAUCCCACCGGCGUCUGCAGCUGCGAAGCGUCAUCAUACUCCGCGAGAGCCGAGGAAGAAGGUUUUGAUGCUUGGGAGCGGUAUGGUGGCCGGUCCGGCGAUCGAAGAGCUGUGCAAGCGGAGUGACGUGGAGCUGCUUGUUGCCAGUAAUUCUAUUCUGGAAGCAGAGCGGCAGACGGAGAUUUACCUUAAUGCGACCGCUGCGCAGGUGGAUAUGGGUGAUCCCGAGAGCGUGGCUAGGUUGGUCGCGGAGGCGGAUGUGGUCAUCAGUUUGCUCCCAGUCCCAUUCCACCCAUCUGUCGCGCAGCUCUGUAUCAAGCACCGAAAGCACCUCGUCACCGCGUCGUAUAUCUCUCCUGCCAUGCGCGCCCUGCACGAUGAGGCUGUUGGCGCGGACGUGCUGCUUUUGAACGAGAUCGGGUUGGAUCCGGGGAUCGAUCACUGCUCCGCUUUGGCGCUGGUCGACUCGCUGAAGCGGCAGGGCAAGGAGGUCAUCUCGUUCACGUCAUUCUGCGGGGGCCUGCCUGCGCCCGAAUGCGCGGAGGACGUGCCGCUCGGGUACAAAUUCAGCUGGAAUCCGCGUGGGGUGCUCACCGCUGCACUCAAUGAGGCGACGUUCAGGCUGGAAAACCAGACGUAUACGAUCGAUGGGAAUGAUUUGUUGACGUCGUGUGUUCCUGACGUGCCCGUGUCGAAGAUCUUGCGCUUUGAGGGGCUGCCCAACCGGAAUAGCCUUCCGUACGCUGGGUUUUACGGGUUGGGGUCGGAGAACCUGCGUACGAUCUUCCGGGGGACUUUGCGAUACGCCGGCUUCUCGCGAUUGAUGGAUGGGUUCAGCAAAAUCGGCCUUCUCGACACGUCUGCGACGGUCGAGCUGAAAGACUGGCCGUCCCUCGCUCGCAAAGCGCUCGAAGAGCGAUUAGGCACGCUGGUGAUGAGCGACGACGCAUCGAUGACAUCCGCCAUCCGCGACGCCACCCAACAAUCUGACAUCCGCGAGCUGGUCGACGCCCUCCGGUGGUUCUCCAUUCUGCCCCCACACGCAUCCGAGAGCAUCGCGGAGGAUACUGAGGCUGCACUGGCUCGAUUGCCGCCUGUUCCAUCGAAGCCUAUGGCGCCAAUCGACUUCUUCGCUGCGCUGCUCGCGCACAAGCUCCGGUACGAGCCGGGCGAGCGCGACUUGGUCGUCCUCCAGCACGAGCUCGUCGUGCACCCGAAGGGCAGCGCGUCCACGGCGGAGGAGACGCACACGUCGUCGCUGGUCGCGUAUGGCUCGCCGACGGCGUCGGCGAUGUCGCGCUGCGUUGGGCUGCCUGUGGCGUUUGCGGCGCUGCAGGUGCUCGAUGGCGCGGUGAAGCUGAGGGGCGUGCAUGGCCCGACGGACAGGGUGGUUUAUGAGAAUGUUCUGGCCCGGCUGCAAGAGGUGGGGUUGGGAGUGACAGAGAGUGUGAGGAGGGGUUCGGGUGUUGUGGAGGAUGUGUUGCGGAGGACUGCUGAGAGCAGUGCAUUGUAUGUCGAGUCUCGUGUUUCCCAUGUGUAAUUUACUUCUGCUUGUGUAAUUGGAUGUACUACGGACAAUGGGUGCUAUACCUAGCUUAGAAUACUCAGAG